Trichophyton rubrum CBS 118892 is the source of this 891-nucleotide messenger RNA. RefSeq lists its product as uncharacterized. NCBI's taxonomy places the organism in Eukaryota, Fungi, Ascomycota, Eurotiomycetes, Onygenales, Arthrodermataceae. The record is from RefSeq and is a predicted model, not a curated record. The transcript has 2 exons. The coding region runs from base 1 to 891 and encodes 296 amino acids.
AUGAAAUUUAGCGGGUUGAAGUCCGCUGCGGCUCUUUGGAUCUGCCGUCAAUUAUGGGCAUCGUGUUGUGGACUAUUCGACGAUGAGGAAGUCGAGAUUCCUGCUGCCGUUCCGCGUAGUAAGGAAUGCGUCCAAUUGACAUCAGACAAGUCUGAGGACCACCUUGACCAGAACCACUCUCACCAGUACCACCCACAACAAGACCAUCCUCAGCAAGACCCCUCUCAACUUGACCGUCUUUCACAUGAAAGCCAUAUAUUUGAAAAUGAAUCCAAUCUCACGGAAGUUCGACUCGAGCCAGUGAUAGCUGAGCCACGGUCCCCAGUCCACUCCCUCAGCGCUGAUAUCCUCUACUACCUUGUAGUGUCCUUCCUGCCUCUGGUGGAUACAGCCUCGCUUGCACUGACAUGCAAAUCCGCUUUCAUAGCUGUGGAUGGAACAAGAGUUCUCCAAGAGUUGCGAGCCGAGCCUUCAUAUCGGAUAAAAUUUUUGCAGCGGCUGGAGCUGGGAUUUCCAGACCACAUCCUUUGCUAUUUCUGUGUAAAAUUCCAUCGCCGGUUACGGGAUAUCUGGCAACCCCAGGUACCUUGUCAUUCUAAGCGCGGGCUCAUGCACUUUGGGCAGUGGAAAUUUCUUUUCCCCUAUAGGUAUGCCAAAGAGGUUGUGAAUCAUUAUCGGUUUGGUCCACGACACGGACGCAGCGAGCAUGAUCUGGUGCCCCAGAUGCAAUAUUCCAUGUUCGAACCAGAUAAGGACAUCAAGGGAGUAGACUGCAUGGAUAUAAAGUGUGUUGACAAUGGGGGAGGCUUCAACCUAAAAUUCAGGCGUAUCGAAGGCAAGGGCAACUCAAGUAGCGUUGAUAAACUAUCAACAUCUUUGGAGUUCAUUUAA